This is a messenger RNA of Setaria italica (foxtail millet), 1753 nucleotides long. Its product is annotated as transcription initiation factor TFIID subunit 15b. Gene Ontology annotation, molecular function: RNA binding. Lineage: Eukaryota; Viridiplantae; Streptophyta; Magnoliopsida; Poales; Poaceae. The record is from RefSeq and is a predicted model, not a curated record.
CCCUAAUCCACAGACCACCCGUCCGCAUCACGAACACUCUGUUCCCCCGUCUUCUCGAACGGUCCCAAACCCUAGGCGCGUCGUGAGCCCAUGUCGGGGUCUUACGGAUCCGACGACUACCGCGGCGGCGGCGGCGGCGGAUACGGCGGCCGAGGUGGCGGUGGAGGCUACGGCGGUGGGGGCGGUAGAGGUGGAGGCGGCGGCGGCGGCGGCUUCGGUGGCGGAGGGCGUGGUGGUGGAGGAGGAGGAGGAUAUGGAGGUGGCGGUGGAGGCUACGGCGGUGGGGGAGGUAGAGGUGGAGGCGGAGGCGGCGGCUUUGGCGGCGGAGGCCGAGGUGGAGGUGGAGGUGGCCGAGGCGGUGGCGGCCGCGGGGGAGGACGCGAGGGCGAUUGGGUUUGCCCUGAUGCGAGUUGUGGCAAUGUGAACUUUGCGAGGAGGACUGAGUGCAAUAAGUGUGGAGCACCUUGCCCAAGUGGAGGUGGAGGUGGAGGCGGCGGCGGCGGUGGUGGUUACAAUAAAUCUGGUGGAGGUGGUGGGAGCUACAACCGUGGUGGUGGUGAUUACGGUUCUGGAGGAGGUGGUUUUGACAGAGAUGGUGGUGGUGGUGGGAGAGGAGGAUACAACCGAAGUGGUGGUAGUGACCGUGGUUUUGAUGACCGUGGUGGCAGAGGUGGCAGUUAUGGGGGACGAGAUCAGGAAAACCAAAGGGGCAGUGAAGGUGGCUAUGGACAAGCUCCUCCACAAGGGCCUCCUUCCUAUGGUGGGCCUGCUGGUGACUACGUGGCGCCUCCGAGCUCCUAUGGAGGCAACAAUGCCUAUGGUUCAGAUUCUGCAGUGCCACCUCCUAAUAGCUAUAGUGGUGGCCCAGGCUCAUACCCACCAAGCUAUGGUGCCCCUGCUCCAAACCAAUAUGGCGGUGGUGCCCCAGGAGGGCAAGGUGGUCUACCUCCUACAUAUGAUGGUGGCUAUGGUGGUCGGCCCAUGCCUGGGGGUGGAGGUUCUGGGGGUGCACCGCCACCUUAUCAUGGUGGUGGCGGCGGCGGAGGCGGUGUUAUACUGGUAGUGCUGCUCCUGAGCCAGCUGCAAAGGAUUUACAUCUCAAACUUGCCUCCAGAUGUCACUGUUGAAGAAUUACAGGAGCUAUUUGGAGGAAUCGGCCAGGUUGGAAGGAUCAAGCAAAAACGUGGCUAUAAAGAUCAGUGGCCCUGGAACAUAAAAAUCUAUACUGAUGACUCUGGAAAAGCAAAAGGAGAUGCUUGCCUUGCUUAUGAAGAUCCUUCUGCUGCUCAUUCAGCUGGUGGAUUCUACAACAAUUAUGACAUGAGAGGCUAUAAAAUCAGUGUUGUGAUGGCUGAGAAAUCAGCACCCAGAGCACCCUCUUAUGGUCAUGGUGGUGGCCGUGGUGGUGGCUAUGGUGGCGGUCGCAGGGACAAUUACAGAGAUGGGGGUGGACAUGGACCCAAUAGAAACCAGGGUGGUGGUUCGCGUUCACGACCAUACUGAAAACAGCAAAUGUUAUUACUAUGAUUGUCUUCUGUGAGAAACCAUUUCUAUUCCUGUCCUAUGGACUUGUACUCUCAUACAGGCGCAUAAGGUAGGUUGUCAGCUUUCAUUAUUAGACUUAUGUUAAAUUGUCAUACACCAGUCUUGGUCGGAUGUUUGUUUGUCCAAAAGUGAUUGAUCUAUGUUAUAUGAAUUUUUGCAUAGAGGCAGAUGGAUAUAAGCUCCAAAUGCUGGUAGGUUUGAGAUGUUA